Molecule: messenger RNA, 978 nt
Organism: Andrographis paniculata
Lineage: Eukaryota; Viridiplantae; Streptophyta; Magnoliopsida; Lamiales; Acanthaceae
Exons: 2
Coding region: 198-716 (172 amino acids)
Source: RefSeq, a predicted model, not a curated record
AUCCAAUCCAAUAAUUGUACAUAUUCAACCGGCCCAAUUUCCAAUUGCGUUAAAGCGGAAAAAACUUUUGAAAAUCUAUCAAGAAUAGUUCCAGAAUUUGCUGGAAUCGUCUAUCUGGGUUCCAUCAUAUACAUACAAUCGGAAUCGGGGGCAGAAGUGGCAGGCAGGAGGGAAAAAGGGAAACUCCGUUGAAUGCCAUGAGCCGCGGAGACGACGAGAUGAUGGACGCGGAGGGUUCAGCUCCGCCGCAGACGGCGGGGUCGAGUUCUGGCCCUGACGACGUCAGGAGUUUGCUCGAGAAGGCACGCCGACUCAUUGAUCAAGGGAGGCCAUCUCAGGCUCUCCAAGCGGUGAUUAUGGCAAUGCAAAUGCAAGGCGGGGAUGAAUCCGUGGUGCGGCGUCUGAGUUCUGCCGGCGAGAAUUACAGAAUAAGAGCUCAAGAAUGUGCGGCUGCGGACGAGUUAGCUUCAUUAUUUGCAGAAUGCGCGAUUGCAGAGGUGAAUCCUCAGCAACCUGGAUUUUUGCAGCAAAAGAAAGACCAAAACUUAGCCCUACCAGAUCCUGAUGGGAAUUCGAUCCUCGCGGAGACCGGGAGGACGCAGAUCAUGCUCGAUGCAUUCUCGGAUGGGAGCAGCUUUAUCUGUUUACGGUGUGGAGGUCUUGUCAGCAACCAUCGUAGGGAUGAACAUGAAAAGUUCUGGUGUUGUAAAAUUUGAAGCCUGUUUGCAUAGCCUUCGAAGUGGCUGAAAUAUGGAUCGAGGAUCGCUCUGAAUCGAACAUCGGCGGGCGAUUAGAAUGAAUGUUUGGCUACCAACAGCAGGCAUAGAAUGAUUAAGAAUAAUACCGAUGGUGAUGGGAACUGAACCAAUUUUUUGGCUUCUUACAGCCUUGCCAUUGCCUUGCCUUGUUGUAUAAACGAUGUUGUGCUUGUUACAGAAUUUCAUUCCGCCGCCGUAUUGAUGGUGAAAUUUUCUUCGA